Molecule: messenger RNA, 3155 nt
Organism: Thalassophryne amazonica
Lineage: Eukaryota; Metazoa; Chordata; Actinopteri; Batrachoidiformes; Batrachoididae
Product: transmembrane channel-like protein 3
Exons: 20
Coding region: 1-3144 (1047 amino acids)
Cellular component (GO): plasma membrane
Molecular function (GO): mechanosensitive monoatomic ion channel activity
Source: RefSeq, a predicted model, not a curated record
AUGGCCAGAAGACUUCUCUUGAUGCUGAAGAAACUCUCCCGGGUGUUUUACAACAUCAUCGUUCUGUUCAUUCCCUGGGAAGUGAGGAUCAAGAAAAUAGAAAGUCACUUUGGCUCAGGUGUGGCUUCCUACUUCAUCUUCCUCCGCUGGCUCUUUGGAAUCAACAUUGUCCUCACUGUCAUGACUGGAGCCUUCAUCGUCCUACCUGAGCUGCUCGCUGGAGCCCCGUUUGGAACUACAAGGAGUAAAACGAUCCCCAAGGAGCACCUGGCUUCAGCUCAGGACCUAGACACCAUCUGGUCUCUUGGGGGCUACCUGCAGUAUUCAGUACUGUUCUACGGUUACUACGGCCGGGUGAGGAAGAUCGGCAGUGCAGGCUACCGCCUGCCCCUUGCCUACUUUCUUGUUGGAAUGGCUGUCUUUGCCUACAGUUUCAUCAUUUUGUUAAGAAAAAUGGCCAAGAACUCACGCCUGAGCCUGGCCAGUGCAUCUGAUGAGAACUUCACCUUCUGCUGGAGGGUUUUCUGUGCCUGGGACUACCUGAUUGGAAACCCAGAGGCUGCAGAGAGCAAAGGAGCUGCCAUCGUCAACAGCAUCAGGGAAGCCAUUGUGGAGGAGCAGGAGAAAAAGAAAGAUACGAGUCUGGCAGUCCUGAUCAGUCUUCGGAUCUUAGCCAACAUCCUUGUACUGCUGUCUCUGGCUGGCAGCAUCUACAUCAUCUAUUUUGUGGUAGAACGUUCUCAGAAACUGGAGCAGGAGAAGGUGGAGCUGACGCUGUGGGAGAAGAAUGAGGUCAGUGUGGUGGUUUCUCUCAUCACCAUGAUUGCUCCGUCUGCCUUUGAACUCGUGGCUCAGCUGGAGAUGUACCACCCACGGACAUCACUACGAUUCCAGCUGGGCAGAGUGCUGGUUUUAUACCUGGGGAAUCUCUACAGCUUGAUUAUCGCCCUCCUGGAUAAGGUCAACAGCAUGAGCUCUGCAGUUCCACAGAGUUCUGGCAACUGGUCUGAGUCCACAUCCUUGUUGGUCACCAUUUCCCAGCCUGAAGUGGAAAGCCCAUCCACCCUGAUGGCUAAACUUUCACACUCAGAGCUUCACAAUAGCACCAUAGCAACAAUCACAAAAGUCCUGGAUGUUACAAACAGCAGCAGGAGCCGCUCGGGAACCAUCUCCAAUCAGACAAGUUUGUUUGAGAAGAACAUUCGCUCUCCACAGGACCAGUGCUGGGAGACCUACGUUGGACAGGAGAUGUUGAAGCUGUCCAUCAUUGACAUGAUCUUCACAGUGGCCAGCAUCCUGCUGAUUGACUUCAUCAGAGGUUUGGUGGUGCGCUACCUGAGUGACUGCUGCUGCUGGGAUUUGGAGAGCAAGUUUCCAGAAUAUGGAGAAUUCAAAAUCGCAGAAAAUGUCUUACACCUGAUUUAUAACCAGGGGAUGAUCUGGAUGGGGGCCUUUUUCUCUCCAUGUCUUCCUGCCUUCAACGUGUUGAAGCUGGUUGGUCUGAUGUAUCUGAGGAGUUGGGCCGUUCUCACUUGUAACAUUCCACAUCAGCAGGUGUUCAGAGCCUCCAGAUCCAACAAUUUCUACCUGGCUAUGCUGCUGUUCAUGUUGUUUUUGUGCAUGUUGCCAACCAUCUUUGCCAUCGUGAGAUACCGACCAUCCCAGCACUGUGGCCCAUUCAGUGGACAGGAAAAGAUUUAUGACAUCAUCUCUGAGACGGUUACCAGUGACUUCCCGUUGUGGUUUGGUAAGGUGAUCGGUUACAUCACCAGCCCUGUGGUGGUGCUGCCAGCGCUGCUGCUGCUGUUCAUGCUGAUUUACUACCUUCAAGCUAUCGCCAGGUCCCUGAAGUUCACCAACAACCAGCUGAGGAUGCGUCUCCAGACUGACCGGAAUGAGGACAAGAAGAAAGUUAUCCAGAUGGCAGCAGCACGGCUGCAGGUUCCAGAUGCACAAGAUAAGAAAGCAGAUCAGGAGGAGGAAAACAUCACAAGUCAUGAGGCCUCAAUCCACACGCCGUCCCCACAACACAACGGCAGAAUCUCAAACUUUCAGUCUCCAACUCGACGUGGGACCAGCAUCCGCACCAUUACCCAGUCGGCAUCUCGACCAGACCUGAACCAAGGAUGUGCUGCAGAGUCCUCCAGAAGUGAAGCUGCAUCCACACUGCCCAAAAACAGGCUCCCACCAUUGCUUGGUUGCCCUGUUGGCAGUUGUAGGUCCAAGUCCUACCACCACAUCCCAUACAAUCCCUCUGCUCGCUAUUCCGACAACAUCCACUCUGACCCUUUGUACAGGAAGACGAUCAGAUCUCUACAUCCUGUUGAGCGUACAGGCAUGAUCACUGCACAGAGUUUUCGAGGAGGGCCCCCUCAUACCACCCAUUAUGUGCUCGUUAAUGAGCACGAUGCCCAGAAGAAGUUGCUGCAUUCUUCCAAAAAGAUCCCAUGCUGUUACUUCAUGGAGGAUCCUGGAGAAAUCCUGCAGCUUUAUUCACAUAAAAUGAAACGAUGUCAACCUCACAGUCAAUAUGGGCAUGCGCACACUAACUGCUCUCACCCAUCAGAGCAACUUCGGAACAAAGACGACAGGAAAGGCAGGAGACGGAUGUCUUUGAGGCAGUCUCAUCAGCUGUGCUGUGCGUCUGACUUUCACCACCAUCCACACUUCUAUAUCGGUGACCAAAAGAGUCACGUUACGAAAGACAUUCACUCCACUCAAGCAAGGCGUGUUGCCCAAGAGCAACAUGAAGACCUGGAAGCCGACACGGAUUGGGAAGAUUUGAAUACUUCUGGCAAGGCAAAGGCCAGUGUAAGAAGAGAAGACCCGCGUCCAACAGGAAGCAGGGAUCACGUCUGUUCACCGGGGAGACGUCGUCAGUCCUCAUCCAGAACCAGCCACUCAGAAUCCUAUGUGAAGCACAAGCUGAAGCGGACGCUGGAAUCCCCACUGACGGAGUCUGACUCGGCGUCCAGCAGCGAGCAACAGAACAGCAGCAGUGACCAGUACCUCCAAGUCAUCCACAACAAGGAGCACUACCUGAAAUCUAAAGCCCAGCAAGGAAAGCUCACCAAGAACAAGUCCAAACCCAGCUUUGACCUCAGUGUGUCUGAGGCCAAUGACCUGAUUUGCUCCAAUGUGUGAUGUCCAGUGUC